GCUCCAGUAACUGGCCGAGAGCUUCAGUACCCAGCUGGUUGCCGUCGCUGGUGUGCCGGUCUCACCUUCCCUGAGCGACCACCACCACUGCUGCUGCUGUUGCACCUCGCAUUUACAGCAGUCAUGGCGUGGCUCCAAGUACUGCUGUUAAGUGCAGCAUUUGUCACCUGCCUGGCCCAUAAAGGCGGCGGAGGAUAUUACGGUGGCGGCGGCUAUGGCGGCGGCUAUGGCCCGCCUAUAGUAUCCUAUGGCCAGCCAAUCGCCGCUCCAAUCUAUCCUGUGGCUCCGCCCAUCUCUUACGCUGCCAUCCCUGUCUACUCAGAGGUUGAAGAAUACGAUGAAUAUGAAGGCAAGAAGGGCGCCUUGGACCACAUAGUAGAGGGCAUAAAGAAGGGAAUAUCGUAUCUAGACUUCAGCAAGUUGAAGAAAAAAGGCGGCUACGGUGGGACACACACCAUCGUCCACGUCCCUGUACCCACCCCUGUUGUGAAACCGCAACCUCUACCGCCACCCAAGCCAAAGUUGCCGCCUCCACAGAAACCUCCGCCACCGCCACCGCCACCUCCCAAGAAACCCGCCCCCGUCAAGGUGCCGGUGCCUGUAUGUGAGCCCCUCACCAAGAUCAUCACCAAGGUUGUCACUGAGGCUCACCCGGUACCAGUGGUGCACACAGAGUUCGUAGAGAAUGUGGUACCUCAUGUGGUGUAUCAGACCAAGUUCGCUCAGCUGCUGGACACAGUCUAUGUCACCGACUACCUGACGGAGCGAGUCACUGUCACCUAUACCAAGUCUAUCGUCGUCCCCAAGGUCAAGUACGUUACGCAGACGGUGAAGGAGGUGCUAACGAACAACGUGUACCAGAGCACUGUUGAGGUGAGCUUCGAGCCCUUGUUACGAACGCUAGUUGUAACAGACACAGUAACAGCGACCCGAGUGGCUACGGUACCUGAUGUAAGGAUCUCUACCGUGGAGAAGCCUGUCAUCCUGCCUCCCUCAGAGUACCUCACCGUCACAGAGGUCGAGGUGUUGCCUUCGGUGGCCACACACCAGCAGUAUUACACCACUACCAUCUACAAGCAGAAUUACAUCACUAACACGCAAUAUGUCCCAGAUGUGCGUUACAUCACAAAGACUGAAUAUUUCCAGACAACGCAGGUGGUGAAAGACGUCGUCACAGUUACACCGAAAUGCCCGGGCUAUAAUUAUUAACUGUGGUCUGUUGUACUGCUGGGGUUACCUACUCUUAACCGGCCCUGAGCUAGAGCCUGGUGCUCACUGCUUUGUGGUUUAUGGACUAAAUCUCUGCUCCUGGUCCCACCUCUUAACUACUAAUGAUUGGUCACAUUACCGAGAGAUAAUCUUGAUUAUAAACUACAUUCCGCUGAGUAUACCUUUGUCACUUCACUGUCUGCAUGACUCCUGUCAUCAUUCCUCUUUAAGAACAUGCAUGGACUUUGCCUCCACUCUUUCUUAAUCCUGAUCGUUCCAUUUCCUUACCCAUCCUCGUAUCAUGUCUUAAACAUUAAUUUACCACCUUCAGGCUUUAGUAUUUUCUGAUACUCCUAUGACACAUUUGAGUCAUUAGUCCCCUUAAAAGUGUUUUGUUCUCCGUUUACCAUGUAUAUCGUAAUCAUGUUUCCUCUGUUCCAUUUCAACACACCAGCACUACUUCUUAUAGCCCUAUCAAUAUUCCUGUGGAAUAUCCAGCUCUCGUUCAACCAUAUUACUACCCCUCCCCCAGGGAAGAUACAGUAAUUUAUCCUGGUGAAGGGUUCUUGAUCCCAUGAAUUAGUAGUUUUCCCCUCCCUUGGAUCAAACCUGAUUGCCUAAUAUCCUUAGGAGGUUAUAUGCCCUUUAUAGUUUUGCCACUUUCCCCUAAUAAAUUAAAAAAAAUUGAAAGCGCCAGUUAUAUUUAGAACAUUGUUGCGGUCAAUUAUAUUUAUGGGAAGCGCUAAACUCGAAAGAGUUACACAGUUCCUGGGAAAUGGUAAGUAGUCAGGCACCUUAUGAGUGGCAGGAGAGUAAAAAUUUAGAGUCCACUACAUUUAUUAUAAUUAUAUUCGUGAGAGAAUACUAAACCUGUUAAGGUCAUGUGUCACUGGAGAAUAGUUAGUAAUCAGAUAUAAUUAAACGUAGGGCAGCUCCAGUUAGUUGGAUCAAGAUCCCUUCACCGGUAUCAAAGCAUCUUCGUAAAGGAGUGCUCACUACAUAUUGUCUCUGGCGUCAGAGAAACCGGGUAAAUUUCUGUACAUAUGAACUUGAAACAUAAGAUAUUUACAUCUUACUGUUCUUGUCAGCCUUAAUAUCUAGUCUACGUAAUUUUAGUAUUAGGACUUAUGGUGUCAGCCUGCGAGCCUUGUGUUGGAGGCUGGCAUGAGGCAGGCUGCGAGCCUUGUGUUGGAGGCUGGCAUGAGGCAGGCUGCGAGCCUUGUGUUGGAGGCUUGCAUGA
Molecule: messenger RNA, 2449 nt
Organism: Cherax quadricarinatus
Lineage: Eukaryota; Metazoa; Arthropoda; Malacostraca; Decapoda; Parastacidae
Source: RefSeq, a predicted model, not a curated record